Molecule: messenger RNA, 221 nt
Organism: Paramuricea clavata
Lineage: Eukaryota; Metazoa; Cnidaria; Anthozoa; Malacalcyonacea; Plexauridae
Source: the annotation of a GenBank genome assembly
GUCGUUCGCCAGGCGAUGGUGGUGAUGAUGGCGAGGAUGGUGAUGGUGAUGGUGGCGGGGAUGGUGAUGAUGGCGGGGAUGGUGAUGAUGGCGGGGAUGGUGAUGAUGGUGGGGAUGGCGAUGAUGGCGGAGAUGGUGAUGAUGGCGGAGAUGGUGACCUUGGUGGUGGAGAUCGUGCUUGGACUAAAAAGAAAGAUAUGUUAAACAAGCCUACAAACUAA